UCCUCCUGCUACAGACUGAGACGGAGCUGGCACCGAGCGGUGAAACGGGGGGAGCUGUGACACCACGGAGGAGAAAAAAAAAAAAAACGCGAUUACACCCCAAAUACCAGCGGGUUUUUGAUCGCAAUUGUGUCGGGUGUACCUGGGAAAAAGGCUCUCCCGGGUGGCCGUUUGGGUUGCGGGCUAAAUUUAGUAGCGGGCGGUCGAGGAUAGCAGGCUAUUUUUCAACAACCAACAACUCCCCAGAUGAACUCCGUCAGAGCCACCAACAGGAGACCCAGGCGAGUGUCGAGGCCGCGCCCGGUGCAGCCCGAACGGAACAACGGGGAUAGAGAUGAGGAGGCUCCUGCAGCAGCUGCAGCAGAAAUGGCUAUUGAGGAGUCCGGACCAGGUGCUCAGAACAGUCCCUACCAGCUUCGACGCAAGACCCUGCUUCCCAAGAGAACCGCCGCUGCCUCUGCCACCGCCUCCGCCUGCCCCAGCAAGGGCCCAAUGGAGGGAGCUUCCACUUCAUCGACAGAGUCCUUUGGCCAUCGAGCCAAGCGGGCACGAGUGUCCGGUAAGAGCCACGACCUGCCAGCAGCCCCAGCAGAGCAAUAUCUGCAGCAGAAGCUACCAGAUGAGGUCGUUUUGAAGAUUUUCUCCUACUUACUGGAACAGGACCUUUGUCAGGCAGCAUGCGUGUGCAAGAGAUUCAGCCAGCUAGCGAACGAUCCCAUCCUAUGGAAGCGCCUGUAUAUGGAGGUGUUUGAGUACACGCGUCCCAUGAUGCACCCUGAGCCGGGCAGGUUCUACCAGGUCAGUCCUGAGGAGCACGAACACCCAAACCCCUGGAAGGAGAGCUUCCAACAGCUGUACAAAGGUGCGCAUGUAAAACCAGGCUUCGCUGAGCAUUUCUACAGUAACCCCGGCAGAUACAAAGGCAGGGAGAAUAUGCUGUAUUACGACACCAUUGAGGAUGCGCUGGGAGGGGUGCAAGAAGCCCACUUUGACGGCCUCAUCUUUGUUCACUCUGGCAUCUAUACAGAUGAGUGGAUUUACAUAGAGUCCCCCAUCACCAUGAUCGGCGCAGCUCCUGGUAAAGUAGCAGACAAGGUGGUGAUAGAGAAUACUAGAGACUCGACGUUCGUCUUCAUGGAGGGCUCAGAAGACGCAUAUGUGGGAUACAUGACCAUCAAGUUUAAUCCUGAUGAUAAGUCGGCGCAGCACCACAACGCCCACCACUGUCUGGAGAUCACAGUCAACUGCAGUCCGAACAUCGACCACUGCAUCAUCCGCUCCACGUGCACAGUGGGUUCAGCUGUGUGUGUGAGUGGACAGGGAGCGUGUCCAACCAUCAAACACUGCAACAUCAGUGACUGUGAGAACGUAGGACUGUACAUCACAGACCACGCGCAGGGCAUUUAUGAAGACAAUGAAAUCAGUAACAAUGCGUUAGCGGGAAUAUGGGUCAAAAACCACGGUAACCCCAUCAUCAGACGGAACCACAUCCACCACGGACGAGAUGUGGGAGUGUUCACGUUUGAUCACGGCAUGGGUUACUUUGAGAACUGUAACAUCCAUAGAAAUCGCAUAGCGGGCUUUGAGGUGAAGGCGUACGCCAACCCCACGGUGGUGCGCUGCGAGAUCCACCACGGCCAGACGGGGGGCAUCUACGUCCACGAGAAGGGGCGGGGCCAGUUUAUAGAGAACAAAAUCUAUGCCAAUAACUUUGCUGGUGUGUGGAUCACGUCCAACAGUGACCCAACGAUACGGGGAAAUGCUAUAUUCAACGGUAACCAAGGAGGGGUGUACAUAUUUGGAGACGGGCGAGGUUUGAUAGAGAGUAACGACAUCUACGGUAACGCCUUGGCGGGAAUCCAGAUCCGAACCAACAGCUGCCCCAUUGUACGGCACAACAAGAUCCACGACGGACAGCACGGGGGCAUCUACGUGCAUGAGAAGGGCCAGGGAGUGAUCGAGGAGAAUGAGGUUUACAGCAACACGCUGGCUGGAGUCUGGGUGACCACGGGCAGCACUCCUGUCCUCCGCAAGAACCGCAUCCACAGCGGCAAACAGGUCGGUGUAUAUUUCUAUGACAAUGGCCACGGUGUGUUGGAAGACAACGACAUCUACAAUCACAUGUACUCCGGUGUACAAAUAAGGACGGGGAGCAACCCAAAGAUCAGGCGCAACAAGAUAUGGGGAGGCCAGAACGGAGGGAUUUUAGUCUACAACUCAGGUCUGGGGUUCAUCGAGGACAACGAGAUCUUUGACAACGCCAUGGCCGGUGUGUGGAUCAAGACGGACAGCAACCCCACUCUGAGGAGAAACAAGAUCCACGACGGCAGAGACGGAGGCAUCUGCAUCUUUAACGGAGGCAGAGGCCUGCUGGAGGAGAACGACAUCUUCAGGAACGCUCAGGCCGGUGUGCUGAUCAGCACCAACAGCCACCCGAUACUCCGCAAGAACCGCAUAUUUGACGGCUUCGCCGCAGGUAUCGAAAUCACCAACCACGCCACCGCGACGCUGGAGGGCAACCAGAUCUUCAACAAUCGUUUUGGGGGCUUGUUUCUGGCCUCAGGAGUCAACGUCACCAUGAAAGACAAUAAGAUUAUGAAUAAUCAGGAUGCCAUUGAGAAGGCAGUGAGCAGAGGACAGUGUCUCUACAAGAUCUCCAGCUACACCAGUUACCCCAUGCACGACUUCUACAGAUGUCACACCUGUAACACAACAGAUAGGAACGCCAUCUGCGUUAACUGCAUCAAAAAAUGCCACCAAGGGCACGAUGUAGAGUUUAUACGGCACGACCGGUUUUUCUGCGACUGCGGAGCAGGGACGUUGUCCAACCCGUGCACGCUGGCCGGAGAGCCCACGCACGACACAGACACUCUGUAUGACUCAGCGCCGCCCAUCGAGUCCAACACGCUGCAGCAUAACUGAAGGCGUUACACUCUCUCACAUAAGCAUACAGACACAUUACACCGCACACAGCCAUACACGCACAUAAACCCCCCCCCCACACACACACACACACACACGCGCACUUACACAUACACACACAUCCACUCGCAGCCAUAAGGACCCAGAGAGACUCUGUGAUUGCGGCGCUCUCAGACGGGAUCGAGGUGAAAAAGAGGCUGCAGAGGGAGCAGCUUCCUGCCGGCUGCACUCGGACGCGCUGCAGCGGCGGGCAGACUUCACUAGAGGGAGCAGUGGAGCUGAGGGGAGACUGACAGAACGGCCACAAGAGAUUCCUCACUGGAGUAUUUCUUACUGCAGUCUGAAAAGCAAAGAAGAAAGGGAAGGGAGAGGGGGUUUGAGCGGAGGGCUUGAAUGGCUCGUGGCCCCUUUUAGCAGAGAGCGAAGAUCUCCUCAGUUCCGGACCCUCUUCUUCUUCUUCUCAAGAACUGCUGUCUAAGAGACUUCCUGCUUCCUCGCAGCUGCCAUCCCGCAGCCAGGCAGUUGUAACUAGGCAACGGAUGUGUGGAUGUUGCUCUGUUGUGUGUGUGCCUGUGUGUGUGUGUGUGUGUGGAUAAAAAGCAAGAUUGUGUGUGUGUGUGUGUGUGUGUGUGUGAUGGAGCACUUGGGCUUUUUUUUAAAAAAAAGAAAAAAAAUGUUCUGAUCAAUGGAUUUUAUUUCAAUGCUUUCUCAUGUAGUUUUGUAUUUUCAAGCAAAAAGCUGACUGUAUUUGAAUGUCUUUUAUUUUAUUAUAUAUUAUUAUAAUUAUUAUUUUUCUUUGGUUAGCGUCCCCUCCUCCCCGACCGCCCACCUCCACCCAACCAACCAACCCCCACCCCACCCCCCGCCCAGCGACACCUCCCCCCCCCCUCGGCAAGCUGCAGAAACUCAAGCGUCCCAGUGGUGAAGUUCUUUCUGUGAAAGAGAAUCUCGUUUAAACACUACAAACCCUCUCCAGUAUCAUAGCUUAAAUGGCAGGUGGAGCGGCUCCGCCGGCGUGUAAAAAGGUGUGUGUGCGUGUAAAUGUGUGUCAUGUGCAGUGUAAGUUGUGCGUGCGUAUGUGCGUGUGUGUAUAUGUUUAUAAGUUGAUGCAGUCAGUGUUUUGUGGAGAGGGUUUCAAUAGGAGGCGUCAGAGCUCCUUCGAACUGGAACCGAAGAGUCAAGUUUGCAGUCCCCGUCCUCCGCCCGUCCUUCCCCCCGUCCUCCCCCGUCCUCCUUCACCCCCCCCCCCACCACCUCCCUCCCCGUCCCUGUGUAUCGUGGUGACUGUGGCUCCUCAUGCAGCCUGAAUCGUAUGCAUGUACCAUAACAUCUAGACUUAAUAUAUUGUGAAGUAUUCAAUAACCAUUAUGUAGAUGCUAGUUGGAAUUCAAAAAGGGGUAUACUUUCUUAGAAAGACAAAAAAAGAAAACAGGAAACUGGCCAUUUCUAAGAAAAUAAAACUUUAUUAGAUCA
Molecule: messenger RNA, 4395 nt
Organism: Mugil cephalus (flathead mullet)
Lineage: Eukaryota; Metazoa; Chordata; Actinopteri; Mugiliformes; Mugilidae
Gene: fbxo11b
Product: F-box protein 11b
Exons: 22
Coding region: 247-2922 (891 amino acids)
Biological process (GO): regulation of apoptotic process; ubiquitin-dependent protein catabolic process; protein ubiquitination
Molecular function (GO): zinc ion binding; protein binding
Source: RefSeq, a predicted model, not a curated record